AUGGCCAGGGGCAGCAGGGAGCGGAGCAAAGGCCGGAGGGCGAAGGGCUGUGCUCGGCGGGGAUGUGGAGUCCGUAGGGGUGCGGGCCGCUGCCCUCUUCAUCUGCAGCGUAGCAGGGCGGGGCGAGGCAGCCGGACGGGGCUGGGCGGCGGCGCAGGACGGGAUGGGGGAGGAGUGGAGCUGAGGGGCGGCCUUGCGACGGGACGCGGCAGAGUGCGGAGGGCAAGGCAGUGCAGCGACAGGGUGCGGAGCAGCGGAGGUGCAGAGAGCCAGAGACGGCGUGCGGUCGUGCGGACUGCGGAGAAACGGGGCGCUGGGCGCGGCCGCGAGGAGAUAAUUGAAAUUUUGCCAUUACGGAACGAGGUCGUCGCUUAUUAA
Miscanthus lutarioriparius is the source of this 378-nucleotide messenger RNA. The record is from the annotation of a GenBank genome assembly. NCBI's taxonomy places the organism in Eukaryota, Viridiplantae, Streptophyta, Magnoliopsida, Poales, Poaceae.